This is a messenger RNA of Oryctolagus cuniculus (rabbit), 12538 nucleotides long. The record is from RefSeq and is a predicted model, not a curated record. NCBI's taxonomy places the organism in Eukaryota, Metazoa, Chordata, Mammalia, Lagomorpha, Leporidae.
GCCGCGGGUGAGCGAACCUGAGUCCGGGGAGUGGGCGGGGGUUGCAGCGUUCCCACUGCCGGAUCCCUCCCACCCGUUUCCAGCAGGUGCGGUGCGGGCCAGGAGCCCCCGCCUCCCUGCCCCUUGGAGACCGGCCGGAGCCCGGGCCGCUGUGGUCCGCCCCGCCUCUGCAGUGAGUCGGUGGUGCGCACCGCGUGGUCCCGGUUUUGUCUCGCAGUUUGGACCUCACACCUUGUAUCCUCGGAUUCCUUCUCUCCCGAUCUUUGGCCAGCAUCCCAGCGACCGUUAAGUGCGCCCAUCCUGUUUACACUUAGAGUCACAGAAAAGGAAGGUAGGAGGAACCUAGAAGAGGAACCUCCCCAGCUUUCUUUAUAUAAAGUGCAAAUCAGAGAGACUAAAUCUGAGGACAUAAAUUCGUGGGAUGUCAAGGUUUCCAACAAACAUCUGGACAUUUAGAAAGGUGUAAAAAGCAACUAAUCAAGGCUGUUCUAAAUCUGUAUAUCUGAAAUGCAUGAAACCUGUAUAACAAAUACAAAUUUUUAAAAAUAACUUACCAUAUUGUUUAAAAUAAAGACUAUUUAAAGCAUCUUUUAUUACUGUAUGCACUUAUUCUAAAUGUCAGUUUUAUUCCAUUUAGUUAUCCUUUAUUUUAGGACUAAAUGAAAAUAAAUGCCCUACCAGAUCUCACUGUUUCUUCUGAAAUCCCUAAAACAAAUUGACAGCUUUUCCUUUCGUCUUUGUUUUCAGUCCAUUCUUAAGUCUUUUCUGUAUUUCCUGAAUCUAGUAAAUUAACCUGGAAGCAGGUGUUCAAAGGUGAUGCUUCCCAGAGUUUGCACUUGUUUGUGGUGCAGUUUUUGUUGAUAAUGAUGACUUGUCCCUCAGGUCCACCUAGGAAGACGCUUUGCGGGGAGGUCUUACUUGAAGCCCGGAUAGAGCUUUGGCACCGCUGUGAUGGCAUCUACUUGGGAUAGCCAGUCCCGUAAGGAACGGGAUGAGGUUUUGGAAGUAAAGAUAGAGGAGGAGGAAGAGAAGUAUAAGCACACUACCAGACAGGACUGGAGCCUGCAGGACACCACCCCUAACAGAGAGGUUUUCCGGUGGGACUUCAGGCACUUCUGCUACCAGGAAACUUCUGGACCUCGUGAGGCUCUGGACCGCCUCCGGGAACUUUGCCGUCAGUGGUUGAGGCCAGAGACGCACACCACGGAGCAGAUCCUGGAGCUGCUGGUGCUGGAGCAGUUCCUGGCCAUCCUGCCAGAGGAGCUGCGAGCCUGGGUGAGGCAGCACCACCCAGAGAGCGGGGAGGAGGCGGUGACGGUGCUGGAGGAUUUGGAGCGAGAGCUGGAUGAGCCGGGAUGCCAGGUCUUAGUCCACACUGAGAAACAGGAAAUGUCCUUGCAAGAGAUGGUACCACUAGGAACAGAACCAGAACCCGGUAUAUUCCUCCAGUCCACAAAAGCCCAAAUAAAGUGUGAAUCACCAGACCAUGAAGCCCAACAGGAGCAAGUUUCAGAUGUUGAGGCUGGAAAUGAGUACAGGAAUUUAAAGCAAGAAGUUGCAGAAGAAAUGGAAUCACGUGGGACUAUAUGCAGAAGAUUUGAGAAUGAUACACCCCAGGCUGCCGAAGGUGGAGCUACCCAUGAACCUAAAGGAAAAACAGAAUCUUAUCAGUACUCCAGGCAAGAGAAACCACCUGCAUGUGAUGAAAAUGGAGUGAGUCUGACUGCAAACACGGAGCACACCGAACACCAGAGACUCUGUCCCGGAGCAAACUCCCAUGAAUGUGAUAACCGUGGAAAAGCUUUUAGUCAGCACUCACGCCUUACAGAACAUCAGAGAACCCAUACUGGAGACAGGCCCUACAAGUGUGAAGAAUGUGGAAAGACUUUCCGUGGGAGAACUGUGCUUAUUCGACACAAAAUAAUAUACACUGGAGAGAAACCAUAUAAAUGCAAUGAGUGUGGCAAAGCCUUUGGCCGCUGGUCCGCUCUUAAUCAACAUCAGAGACUUCACACAGGAGAGAAACACUACCAUUGUAAUGAGUGUGGCAAAGCCUUUAGCCAAAAAGCAGGCCUCUUUCACCAUCUUAAGAUCCACACGUGAGACAAACCUUAUCAGUGUACCCAGUGUGAUAAGAGUUUUAGUCGGCAUUCCAUACUUCUUCAGCACCAGGGAAUGCACACCGGGGCGAAGCCCUUUGAGUGCAAUGACUGUGGGAAGGCUUUUGUUUACAGCUCCUCCCUGGUUUCCCAUCAGGAGAUCCACCAUAAAGAAAAAUGCUAUCAGUGCAAAGAAUGUGGGAAAGCCUUCAGCCACAGUGGCCUUAUUCAGCAUCAGCGAAUCCACAUUGGGGAGAAACCUUACAAGUGUGACGUGUGUGAAAAAGCCUUUAUUCAAAGAACAAGUCUUAUUGAACACCAGCGGACUCACACUGGAGAGAGACCCUAUAAAUGUGACAGAUGUGGGAAGGCCUUUACUCAAAGGUCAGUCCUCACGGAGCAUCAGAGAAUCCACACUGGAGAGAGGCCCUACACGUGUGAUGAGUGUGGGAAUGCCUUCCGGGGAAUCACCAGCCUCAUUCAGCAUCAGCGGAUCCACACGGGGGAGAAACCCUACCAAUGUGAUGAGUGCGGCAAAGCCUUCAGACAGAGGUCAGAUCUUAGUAAACAUCAGAGAACCCAUAAUAGAGGUGGUCCCUAUACAUGUAAUAAGUGUGGGGAAUUGUUCAGGCAGAACUCAGUUCUUAUUCAACAUCAGACUCUCCACAAAGGAGAAAAAUCAGUUUCUGUGUGAUGACUCUAGGGAAGCUCCCUCACCAGCAGGCUGGUGAGGAAGACCAGCUUUGUCAUGAUUUGGGGCAAAACUUCAGUCACUAUUGCUCUAGGGAACCAUCCAAUCUUUAAACAGGAACCCACUGUAUAAUGUCCAUUAUGUUAGGCACUGUGGAAAACAAGACGCAUUAACAUCCGAUUUCUUUUCUCAGUUUACAAUCUAGUUUGAGAUUGCUACAUGCACAUAUUUAGUUAAAUAAGACUACAGGAUGGUAGAGUUGAUGCUCAGUGUGGCAUAGAAAGUGACACUUGACAGACAAUAAGUGCUAUAAAUUCUGUAGAACAGAUUAUUUUGCCUAGUGUGAUCAGUUUUUUACUGACAAGGAUUUGAUGGGAAGAUGUGGAAAGCAAAAGGGAUAAAACAUUAAGGUCAAACAAGUACAAGCAGAAGUCAGAAUGCGUGUAAUCUGGAAGCAGUCAUGACAAAAUUAAGAGAGUUCAUUCAAAUUGGGCAGUUGAUGGUCUUAAGUUGGAAACAUCUUGGAGAUAGACUGUGAGAGGACUGGAAUGCCAGUAAUUUCAUUUAAUACUUUAGAGCAUUUUGACAACUAGGACUUUUCUCAUUCAAUUUAUAAAGGACCUCUGUAACCAAAAUUAUUUCCCAUUUUAAAGAUGAAGAGCCUCUUGUUCAUGGAGAUGGUGUGUCAUAGCUAUGUUAGCUGUGAUACUACACAGCUUACAUGCAGUUUUAUAUGACUUCUAGUUCUGUCUGUUACUCUAGAGCCUCGCCAGUUUUGAUGGACGUCAGGAUCACCUGGGGAGCUGUUGCAACCACCCGAGUCCCACUCACAGAUACUCUGCUUCACUGGGCCUAGGAUGGACUUGACAAUGUUCAUUUUUAUAGCUCAGGACCACCUGAUAUAUUCUAAAAUUUCAGAGACAUUCUGUUGAAUCACAGAUGCCUUCAUGGUUGCCUGUGAACUGAAGAAGCUGAACACAGCCCUUAGAAACAAGAGUCCACUGUAGAUUUUUAGCACAAGGAACACAUGCCCCCAGUUCUUGAGGGUGAAUUGGAAAUGAGAUACCACCAUGCCCAGAACUAGGGUUUCACAUGGUCUUUCCAUCUAUUCAGACUUAAAUGUUUCUACCUUGCAUGAUAAGGUCCACAAUUUCAGGGACUACCUUCCCACCCCAGUCUAACACAGGUUCUCCCCUCAGUUUGAAGUAGCGCUACAGAGACAAAAGGGAAGGAGGAGAAAGGAAAUGAAGGGUAAUUCAAAUUCUUCUUCAGUCCCACUGCUAAUUUCCUUUUCUGCCCAGGCCUGUGUCUUUGUUGCAUCUUCUUCCCACACAUGUUAACAUACACUUUUCCCAUUUCCCUAGUGCCCCUGUCUCUUGCCCCUCUAUCCAUAGCCCCAACACAAUAUCAUCACUGGGUUGGAAUUAGAAGAGUUCUUAAUCAUAUAGAAUACGUGUGUUCCUAGCUCUGCAAGUUAUAAAUAUGAACACAUUUUUCUCAUAGAAAUGAUAGUGGUAGUACUAUGAUAUAGCAUUUAUUGUCAAAUUUGCCUUUGGGGUUGGAAUUUACAUGAACCAAUUCUGUAUAGCAAAACAUUCUUAAGUUUGUCACAGGAAGAAUCAAAUGAACAGUUAAAACACACAUUCAGGGGCCAGCACUGUGGCAUAGCUGGUAAAGCUGCUGCCUGCACUGCCUCUGUCCUAUAUGGGUACUAGUUUUGAGUCCCGGCUGCUCCACUUCCAAUCCACCUCUCCUCUAUGGUCUGGGAAAGCAGUAAAAGCUCAUUGGGCUCCUGCACCCAUGUGGGAGACCUGGAAGAAGCUUCUGGUUCCUGGCUUCGGAUCAGCCCAGCUCCAGCCCUUGCAGCCAUUUGGGGAAAGAACCAGCGGAUGGAGGACCUCUUUCUUUCUCUCUCUGCCUCUCUGUAACUCUGCCUUUCAUAAAUCUUUUUUUUUUAAAUUCAUAAAUCUAGGACAGUUUAUUUAGGAUCUCAUAAACACCAACAUUGGAGGUUACACAUAUACAGCACUAGGAAAAAAAUAUACCCCAGAGUGAGCCCAAGUGUUGUGUAGCUGUAAUUAUAUAAGACCUAUUCCUCCUGAAGCUUACCCUGCCUCCCAUCUCUCUCUCUCUCUCUCUCUCUCUCUCAUCUUCUUGUUUUAUUUGAAAGACAAAGUUACAUAGAGAGGAAGACAGACAGAGAAAGAUUUCUGUUUACUGGUUCACCCUCCAAACGGCUGCUACAGCCCAGGCUGGGCUGACUGAAGCCAAAAGCCUGGAGCUUCUUCCACGUGGGUAGAGGGGUCAAGCACUUGGACCAUCUUCCACUGCUUCUCCAGGCAUAUUAGCAGGGAGCUGGAUCAGAAGUGGAGAAGCCAGGUCUUGAACCAACACCCAUAUAGGAUGCCAGUGUCACAGGCAGAGGCUUAACCUGCUACGCCACACCACCAGCCCCCCAUUUCUGACUUUUGUACAGACUCUAUUGGAGAGGAUUUACUUAGUGACAACCCCCUUUAUGAGAAUGUCCUUGUCACCAAUCCAAUGCUGUCCAUACUCAUCUAACAUGAUUUCGCAGCUUUAUAACAAAACUGAAAUUACUCGAUUAAUCUGCUCGUUGAAAUGUAACGCUUGUUUUUUAAAACUUGAUUUCUGCUCCUCUUGAUGCCUUUACUUGAAGUGUUUUCAGUUCAUUUUCUACUUAACGUGUUCUGUCUCUGCACACAUGUUGCUCCAUUUGCCUUUCUGUAUGCUAGUUAAUUUAACUCUUCAGUAUUUAAUACAAUAAAGGGGCCAUAAACAAAGACCUAGAACAGAGGACUAUGCCUAUUAUAUAGAAAGUUACAGUUCGUAAUUUGUUUAAAAAUAAAUGAGUAUUUGUUCUAGUUGUUUCUUGAGCUUAAAUGUAGUCACACUACCUAAGGGGGAAAAUCAGUGAGGGACAUGGAAUUUUCAAAGGCUAUUAAGUUAUUUAUAUGGGAUAAAGAAAAUAUGGUGGAGUACGCUAACUAAUUGGAACUAAAUUGCCAUUACAGAAAUAUUUGAAGUCCCUGAAGGGCAAGUAGAGAAUAUGGCAGAUGUUAGAGAAUGGUGGUGUUACGUUGGGAAGCACAGUAAACAGAAUGCUUUGUGAUGAAAUCAAACAUCUUAAUGGAUAAAAGACGUGUGGCGUGACAGUGCUGGAACCUAAGAAAUCAGAGACCUUUGAAGCUCCUUGUGUUCAUGGAUUUUGAACUCACCAGCAGCUGGAGGCAGAACAGUGAGGACAAAUAGGAAAGUAAAGCAGAUCUGAGGUGGAAGCAAUGGCGGUCGUAGUACUGAGUGUUGUAGACACAAACGGUGAAUCAUGAAGCAGUGGUUUACAAGUGAGGAUGAGAAGAAGACGGACCUGCUUUUCUAACUGACCCACGUUAACCAAAACAGUGUAUGUAUAAUGAGAGCACCGGGAGACAGCAGGGAAAAGCCACGUUUCUAAAGCAAUAAAAAGUAACGUGAGCUUAGACAUGACCUGUGGAAGAAAAAAUAGCCCAACAAUCCAGACAGCACAGGAGAAAGGUGUUGCAAUGGAAAAAAGAUGGGGCCAUGUACCCCACCCCCCAAAAAAGGACUGAAGAGGAUGCUGGAAAUUGAAGUAUGAGAGAAAGAACGAUAAUGGAAUUAAGCCAGGCUCUGAUCUGAUAGAUCUCAACUACACAGUGAGGACGAAGGUGGGUGGCACCAAGAAAAACGAACUAAAAAUGCUCCACACUCCUGUACUCAGAAGAGAAGCUAUCUCUGUAGGAAGACAACUCAGUAGGUUAUUGAUUGUAGGGUGUUACAGUCAAAACCAUCCGCCAUUUUUAUUGGCCAUCUUUUGGAACUGAGAAAAGGAUUUACUAACAAUAAUACUUUACACCUGUUAACAUCCCUAAGUACUUUAUGUUUUUUUCACUUUCAGCUAGAGAAAUUGAAAUCAAUGAAUUAAACUGCUCAAGGUAACAAUAUGUGGUGGGACCCCCCGUUUUUUUAAGAUUUAUUUAUUUGAAAGAGUUAUAGAGAGAAGCAGAGACAGAGAAGGAUCUUCCAGCUGCUGGCUCACUCCCCAGAUGGCUGCAACACCCAGGAGCUUCUUCCAGGCUCCUGCGUGCGUGGCAGGGGCCCAAACACUUGGGCCAUUUUCCACUGCUUUUCCCAGACCAUUAGCAGAAGUGGAGCAAACUGCGACACAAAGGGGCGGGAUCAAAGCUCCCAUUCAGCUCUGCUUUUACUUUCUUGCCUUGGGAACUGCUGAACAGUGGCCGGCAGGGGAUAAACAUCACCUAAACUGGAACAGAGAAAUUAUUCUUACCUCCACCCCGUUAGUUACCAGAGAUAACGAGCGGACUAUGGUUCCCAAUUUUUAGCUUCGGAGCGGAUCUUGGGAAAUUCUGUUCGAAAGGACGAUGCUAGUGGGGUCUUCAGCGCCCCAGCCUGCUAGAUUAGACCCGUGGAGUUAGCUGGCUGCACAGCCCGAACCUGUGCGGCUCGGCACGGCGGGUGCAGCCGGGCAACCACAGAGAGGAGAAAACCCUCCAGCAUCCUAAAGAAGCCCGAAUGCUGAGGCGGCCGCUGACCGCGGCGCGCCUGAGAGCGGCCUCUGUGACGUAUUUCUGGAGGUGCUGGUGGCCUGGUUCCUGGUCUCCAGGUUCGAACGCAGUGCCCAGCCCGGCCCUUUAGGGACUUGGGGGAGGUUAGACUGCCUGGUAGAAUGUGAUCGAGGACUGGGAAUGUUAAAGAAUGGCUUCCACGUUUUGAGGCAUCAGGAUCCUGAACUGUUGAGAAGAGGAGGAAAGUCGGGAUUACCAAUCCGGUAAAAGGGAAGCCAGGUUCGUUCGGGGGAAAUGAUGUGAUGUCCAAGAUCAACGCUUGGAAACGACGGCAGACUCCUCCCACCAGUUGCGUGAUUUUGAGCAGAUUAUUUAAUCUAUUUAAAUGACUAAACUCAUAGUAUAUUCAAAAUAAAUUUUUGCUAUUGUUUUCUCACUUAUGAUUUUUUUUGGUCUACUGUUUAUAUGGGAUUUUCUCAAGGAGAGAACCAAAGAUCUUGGUUGCUAUCCAACUUGUUAACAUUUAGGAAGUACAAUACUAGCAGAAGGUAUCGCAGUGUCACUCCCGAGCUCUCCUCUAACUUAACUUUCUGACGGAGUACCAUUUUCUUUCAGUGCAUUGUCCAGGUAAGUGAAUUCUUGGCUAAAAGUGCUAAAUAAAAUUUACAGUUUCUGUUAACACUGUUAUUUUAUGCCUCAGGAAGAAGACUAGCUACAAGGAAAUGCUUAUGAAAAAGCAGUGUGAACCCCAGGCUGGAGUGAAUCUUCUCCUGAGUUCUCUCAUUCCAGAAUGGCAAUCCUCUUGCAGGAAUGAUCUCUAAUAGUGAAUGAGGAUACAGGAAGAGAGCUGAACCUGGAGCCAGGAGUGAGACUCGCAAAGAAAUCACAGAUCUUUCUUCAAGCUUUUAAGUUGUCACUCUCAGGUGAUAGAUGCACUGACCUCAGCAGGUUGUCCAGAGACCCAGGGAGCUCUGCCUGCAGUUACUGAGACCAGAAAUACGCACCCAGGAGCAGGUGCAGACCUAGGUAGGGGAACGUCAUCCAGAAUGUGCAAAGGAGGUGUUGAUUGUGCUGGAAAGGUGGACGACACAGCCUGAAUGAAGGACAAACCACAGGUGGGAAAGGUCAGGAGGAUCCCUAUGACUCCACUAGUGAAAGUCGUUGGGAACAGCACACACACACACAAAACGUGAACCCUUAAGAUCAACUAAAUGCCUUUGGGGCCCUUAUGGGCUUUAAUUUCCUCUGUUAUUCAUGUGCACCUCUGUAACUUUCUAGAUUCAGUUUUUUUUUUGUUUGUACUCGCGUGUACUUGGGUGUUUUUCCUUGAGGUUUUAGCUUCAAAUUCAGUUUUCAAGACCAAUUUCAACCUAUUGCUAAAGGACAGAACAAGAUUUCCUUACGGCAGACAGAGUACCUUCGAAUCAAAGGUUUCAGAUCAGAAACUAAGAUCCUAUCAUAGUUUGGCUCUCAGCAUUGCCUUUUGAUAGAGAAGGCCGAUGAGGAAGAUCCCUGGAGAGAAGGAGAGGAGAGCCUCCUGGGGGAAGCUUACAGAGCUCUUAGUAGUGCCCUCUCCCUCGAAACCUUGCCUUCACCCACCUCCUCAUACACUACUGAUUCCGGCAGUAAAAACCUUCAGCCAUUUUUGUAGGUUUUUAGUGUUUUGGCCUGGUUGACUUCUUUAGCUUCAGAGCGUUGCUUUCUCCUUGGGUUUUAUGAAUGAACAUGACCUGGAAAAGUUGUUCCCUGUAAGUUUUCCACAUUGCUUGAUUUCUUCACAUCAAAUUAGUAUGUAUUUUGAAACUGGUUUAGUUAUUUCAGGUUAACUUUUAUUAUCUUCCACUGUUUAUUGAUCCUUUCAACAAAUAUUUAUUGAACAUUAUGUAGGUCUAGUAGUAUCCUAGAUAUAUAUCAUAAGUAUUCUUUUUUUAAGGAUUUAUUUAUUUUGAAAGUCAGAGUUUUAUAUAUAUAUAUAUAUAGAGAGAGAGAGAGAGAGAGAGAGACAGACAGACAGACAGACAGACAGAAAAAGCUCUUCCAUCCCCUGGUUCACUCCCCAGAUGGCCACAAUGGCCAGUGCUGGGCCAGGCUGAAGCCUGGAGCCAGUGCUUCAUUUGGGUUUCCUACAUGGAUGGCAGGAGGCAAAACACUUGGGCCAUUUGCUGCUGCUUUUCCCAGACCAUUAGCAGGGAGCUGGAUCAGAAGUGGAGCAGCCAACAUGAACCAUUGCCCACAGGGGAUGCCGGCAUCACAGGGGGCAGCUUUACCCACUGUGCCACAAUGCUGGCUCUGCAAGUAUUCCUUUUAACUUAGCAAAUUAAACUUAUUUCAUUAUAUUAUUUGUUUGUCAGCUCUGAAUUCAAACUGAGCUCCUCUUCUUUGAUUCUGCCUUCCUGAUCUGCCGCAUUUUGUGAGAAAAUCUUCCAAGUCCUUCCAUUCUCUUUCUGCCCCUCUAUCUCUUUUUCUCACUUAGACUGCACCCAUACAUGCCUUCUUGGGUACUUCACAAACUGAGAUGCCAACUCAGAGACUUUAGCAAAGCAUGCACUUUAGGUUUUUAUUUUUACUGUGUUUCUGAAGUCUUAUUAUCUCAGAAGAGGAAACUGACAUUUGAAUUGUCUGCAAUUUUUUUUUCUAAUGGUGUAACUGAAAAAUGAAAAUAAGAACAUGGCUGCAACACAAAAAAGUUCUAAAGAUGAUGAAUCAUGUAUGGAGAAUCUCUAUAAAAAUUGCAAUAUCAGUGCAGUAGGUAGAAUGAAAAUUUUAAUUACUAGUGGGUCAUUAGUUAGCAUCCUGAGGAGAACCUGAGAUCAGCAAGUGUUGAGACUUUUGUUUAUAAUGGGUCUGUCUUUUCCUAUCAGAGAAUCUACCACAAGGAAAAGAAAAGCUAUCAGUAUAUGGAAAGUAGGAAAGAGUUCAACCAUUGUGGCGUUGCUUGACAUCAAAGAAUCCACGAGAGAGAGAGAGACUGGUAAAUGAGAUAUGAGGAGGCCUUCAUUCAACAAGGAGGUCUUCUGGAACCUUGUGUUAAUGUCAGACCUCACUGUGCUCCAGAGCAUGCACAGGAGAGAACUCCAAAAAACAGGUAAAUGUGCAGUGCUUUCCCAGGACUCGCCAACUAUAUUUCGCAUUGAAAAUGUUACACUGAGGAGAAAGCUUGCCAGUGUGCUAAGUGUGGGAAAGGCUGCAGACAGAGACUGGGCCCUGGGAAACACCAGUGAUGAUACAUUAGGGAAGCUCCUAUAGAUGAGAGGAUUGUGAGAAAUUAUAAGGACAGAGGUCAAACUUCAACAGUCUUCACAAUGCUGAAAAGUUAAAAUAAUUAAUGUAAAUAGGCGAAAUAGAGGGGGAGGGAUAUUCUGAAUUGCCCAUUUUAACCAAUAAAAAUGUUAAGUGGGGCCUGGCACUGUGGCGGAGCGGAUAAAGCCACUGCCUGCAGUGCCGGCAUCCCAUAUGGGCAACAGUUCAAAUCCUGGUUGCUCCACUUCUGAUCCAGCUCUCUGCUGUGGCCUGGGAAAGCAGUAGAAGGUGGCCCCAAGUCCUUGGGUCCCUGCAUCCACGUGGGACCCAGAAGAAGCUCCUGGCUCCUGGCUUCGGAUUGGCACAGCUCCAGUCGUUGUGGCCAUCUGGGGAGAGAACCAGUGGAUGGAAAACCUCUUUCUCCCUCUCUGCCACUGCCUCUGCCUCUCUGUGACUUUGCCUUUCAAAUAAAUAAAUAAUUUUUAAAAAAAUUAAGUGAUUGCUCAGCUCAAAAAAAGAAAAGGUCAGGAGUUAUUUUUCACUUCCUAAAGAGUUGUAUAUGUAAGCAACCAGGACUUUUGAGAUAAGCUGUUUACCAGCAUCCCUGUCUUCUAUAUUAUUAUCUGUGGGUUGGAGAACAUGUUAUUUCCCUUGUGCCUGCACCAGCCAUAAAGCUUGUUUUUUUGUUUGUUUGCUUUUGUUUUUGUUUUGACAGGCAGAGUUAGUGAGAGAGAGAGAGAGAGAGAGAGAGAGAGAGAAAGAUCUUCCUUCUGUUGGUUCACCCCCCCCCAAAAUGGCCGCUAUGGCCAGUAGGCUGUGCCGAUCCAAAGCCAGGAGCCAGGUGCUUCUCCUGGUCUCCCAUGAGGGUGCAGGGCCCAAGGACUUGGGCCAUCCUCCACUGUGUUCCUGGGCCACAGCAGAGAGCUGGACUGGAAGAGGAGCAACCAGGACCGAAGCCGGGACUAGAACCCGGGGUACUGGUACCGCAGGCGGAGGAUUAGCCUAGUGAGCCGCAGCACCCACCUCCAUAAAGCUUUAAUUCAACAAGUAUAGACUGUAUUAUUAUUAUUAUUAUAUUAUUAUUACCAUCUACUCUUGUGCACACUAGUGGUCUUCAAAAAGUUCAUGAGCAAUACAUAUUAGGAAAAUAUGCAUGGAUUUCAAAAUUUUUUUGCACCAAAACAAGCACAUGUUUUAAUUCCAGUUUUCCAUGAGCUUUUUGAAGUCCUCUCACAUACAGUAUUUUAUUGAUAGGCUAAAGAGCCUUGAAUGAGCACCCUAGGACACAUAAAAAAAAUCACACACAUAACGAUUUAGUGAAUUAGUUUUUAAAAAUCCCAUCAGUGCAUUGCUGGGCACUUGCAUAUUUGGGACUGCCUCUGUGUUCUCCAACAGAAGGCCGUGUAGGUGUCCUUCAGAGAUUAUAUUUCUUUUAGCUUUGGUUUGUUUUUUACAAUAGAAAAACACUUUACAUCUAGCACGUUGACAAAUAUGUUUCCUUCUAGAAAAUGCAAAUUUAACAUUGUGGAAGCUAGUACUUUAAGAAACUUUUUUUUUCCUUUUCCUUUUCCAUUUUAAAAACUACAGGCAACAAGAUGGGAAAAUCUUUAGAAAGCAUCCUCCUGCAUGUUGGUAAGAGUCCACUCUGUACCCAUCCAUAGAAUAAGGACGCUUAUGUAUUUUAUAGUAGGUCACUAACUGUAGAAACUAUGUAUUUUGAAACUUUGCAGUGAUUAUUUCAGAAUUGUGGUUUUUAACCUAUUGUAUGUCCUUCAGUUUUUUAUAUAGGCAUACAGUCAGUAUUUUAAAAGGUACACUGUAUUCUGUAUAAGGCUUUUCCAUUAUCUACAGAAACCACGUUGUUUUUCCUUAACUCUGUAUUUAUAUAAAAGGAUUUCCUAAUGUCACACCAACCUUGUAUUCCUGGAAUAAAUCUCACUUAGUCA